CACACAUUCCCUCCCUCUCUCUCACAGUCACUCAGUUGCAACAACACGCUCACCGAGGUUGGCAGCACAAAGCAGAGACGCUGUUUUACCAGCUUGAACACACGCUCACACACAUCUCGCCCAAAUCCACGCGCGCAGACAUUCGACACACACCUUCUCAGCAACACCCGGGGAGCUGAAGCCUAUACUGACGAGAGGAAGAAAGGACACUGGUGAAGAGAAGAAGAAGUAAAAGAAGCUGAAGAAGAGAAAAUAAAGACACAUUUUGUAAAUCAUCAAUAAGAUUGUCCAACCUAACAGCUUUCUCCAGAAGCACCCUGCUGACGGACCCAAGUGCGGGACCUUCAUGAGUGUGUGCACUUAACCUCCUGUGUGUGUGUGUGUGUGUGUGUGUGUGUGUGUGUGUGUGUGUGUGUGUGUGUGUGUGUGUGUGUGUGUGUGUGUGUGUGUGUGUGUGUGUGUGUGUGUGUGUGUGUGUGUGUGUGUGUGUGGCAUCAUGCUGUGGACACUGAUCCUAGCGCUGCUGGUGCUUCUCCUGCUGCAGUCUCAGCUCUCUGUGUGCUUAAGGGAAUUACGCAACGGGAUUUCCAGCUCCUCCUCUUCAUCUUCCUCUUCCUCAUCCUCCUAUAAUGCCACCCAGCAGCGGCUGCCCGGAGCGAUUAUUAUUGGGGUGCGGAAAGGUGGCACCAGAGCCCUGCUGGAGAUGCUCAACCUGCACCAAGACGUGGAGGUGGCAAAGGCGGAGGUGCACUACUUCAACGUGGAGGAGCACUUCCGCCGAGGCCUGGCAUGGUACAAAGCCCAGAUGCCCUUCACACUACCUGGUCAGCUGACGGUGGAGAAGACCCCUGGCUACUUUGCGUCCCCUCAGGUUCCAGCACGUGUCUGGGCCAUGAACCCUGCCGUGCGCUUGUUGCUCAUCGUCCGGGACCCGGCUGAGAGGCUGAUCUCGGACUACACCCAGGUCCUCCACAACCGCCUGACCCGUCACAAGCCCUACCAGCCUCUAGAGGAGCUCCUGAUCAACAAGGGGCACAUUGACCCUGCGUACAAGGCGCUGCAGAGGAGCCUGUACCACCAGCAUCUGGCCCGCUGGCUGGAGGUCUUCCCUAGGGAGCAGAUCCAUGUGGUGGACGGCGACGCACUCAUACAGUAUCCCUUCCCUGAGCUGAGAAAGGCAGAGAGGUUUUUAAACCUGCCACCCAGGAUAAGCCCCGACAACUUCUACUACAACACCACCAAGGGCUUCUACUGCCUCCUGUCUGCCGGACACGAUAAGUGCCUGGACGAGUCCAAAGGCAGGCCGCAUGCGCCACUGAGCACCCAGGCCUUUCAGAAGCUGUGUCGCUACUUCAGGAAGCCUAACAAGUUGUUCUUCGAAAUGAUAGGAAGGUCGUUCUCCUGGUGCUGAACCAGUGGUGAAAAGCCCCAGUGGAGUUGAAAUAGCUCCUGCACACUGCUGACACAUUCAGGGAAAGAAGGGGACAAAGAACUGUGGUUUGUGUUUUUGUAGGUAGAUGACUGGAAAGAAUCUUAUUUCAAUGUAUGUUGUUGAUACCUACUCAGGUAUAAAUGUGACCGACAAGAGCAGAUGAAAAACAUGGAGAAGUCGUACUGCUUGAGUUGAACAUGUGGCCAACACAAACCUUCAUGAUGACCAAGCUGGUGCCUCUUUGGAUAAACUCACUUGACAAAUAUACGACAACUGUGCCAUACAAGAUUGCAAGAUUGAAACUAUACACAACCAAAUCCUUUUGAGUGAUCAUUUGUGGGGUGUGCAGCCUUUGAGGUGAUGUAGAAAUAGAGAAGUGGUUGAAAAGAUGGUUGAAUUUGUUGCACUAUGAACUAUUGCAUAAUAAAAAGAAGUCAAUCAAGGUUCAAUUUCAAACAAAUAACAGUUGUUACUUGUUGUGUGUAAGUACAAAUGCUUAGUUGAGUCAUCCUGUAUACUUAAUUCUUUAGUUUUUUUACAAGACUGACUUUUAGAUAAACAUUUACUGGAAACACCAUCCUUAUUUUUGCUAUAGCUCUUUGGAACGUACCCUUGAAAACUUGCUUUUCCUUCAAGGCCAAUGUAGACCCAUUUUUUUGUGUGUGUUUUUUAAAAUGUCCUUCUA
Messenger RNA from Eleginops maclovinus (Patagonian blennie), 2117 nucleotides. It is a transcript of the gene hs3st1l2, whose product is annotated as heparan sulfate (glucosamine) 3-O-sulfotransferase 1-like 2. The record is from RefSeq and is a predicted model, not a curated record. Gene Ontology annotation, molecular function: [heparan sulfate]-glucosamine 3-sulfotransferase activity. NCBI's taxonomy places the organism in Eukaryota, Metazoa, Chordata, Actinopteri, Perciformes, Eleginopidae. The coding region runs from base 497 to 1411 and encodes 304 amino acids. The transcript is spliced from 3 exons.